Molecule: messenger RNA, 1443 nt
Organism: Microthlaspi erraticum
Lineage: Eukaryota; Viridiplantae; Streptophyta; Magnoliopsida; Brassicales; Brassicaceae
Source: the annotation of a GenBank genome assembly
AUGGUGAAGAUCUGCUGUAUCGGAGCUGGAUAUGUUGGUGGUCCAACAAUGGCAGUCAUAGCACUGAAAUGUCCAGCCGUUGAGGUUGUAGUUGUCGAUAUCGCUGUGCCACGGAUCGAUGCCUGGAACAGCGACCAGCUCCCUAUCUACGAGCCAGGCCUCGACGACGUGGUCAAGCAAUGCCGUGGCAAGAACCUCUUCUUCAGCACUGAUGUUGAGAAGCACGUGAGGGAGGCUGAUAUCGUCUUCGUCUCCGUCAACACUCCAACGAAGACUCGUGGUCUUGGAGCUGGUAAAGCUGCGGACUUGACUUACUGGGAAAGCGCGGCUCGAAUGAUCGCUGACGUUUCGGUUUCUGACAAGAUCGUCGUCGAGAAAUCAACCGUCCCUGUGAAAACCGCUGAAGCUAUCGAGAAGAUUCUGAUGCACAACAGUAAAGGAAUCAAGUUUCAGAUUCUCUCCAACCCUGAGUUCCUUGCUGAAGGAACAGCCAUUGAUGAUCUUUUCCAUCCUGACCGUGUUCUCAUCGGUGGCCGUGAAACGCCUGAAGGGUUUAAAGCCGUUAACGCCUUGAAAGACGUGUAUGCUCAGUGGGUUCCUGAGGAAAGGAUCUUGACGACUAAUCUCUGGUCCGCUGAGCUCACCAAGCUCGCUGCCAACGCCUUCUUAGCUCAGAGGAUCUCAUCUGUCAAUGCAAUGUCUGCUCUCUGUGAAGCGACUGGUGCUAACGUCUCUGAAGUCUCAUACGCUGUUGGUAAAGACUCCAGAAUCGGUCCCAAGUUCUUGAACUCGAGUGUCGGUUUUGGUGGAUCCUGUUUCCAGAAAGAUAUCCUCAACUUAGUCUACAUCUGUGAAUGCAACGGCUUGCCUGAGGUUGCAGAGUACUGGAAACAAGUCAUCAAGAUCAACGACUACCAGAAAACGAGGUUCGUGAACCGCAUUGUCUCGUCAAUGUUCAACACGGUCUCCAACAAAAAGAUCGCCGUCCUGGGAUUCGCUUUCAAGAAAGACACAGGGGACACGAGAGAGACUCCGGCCAUUGAUGUCUGCAAAGGUUUGUUGGGAGACAAAGCCCGAAUCAGCAUCUACGAUCCACAAGUGACUGAAGAGCAGAUCCAAAGAGACUUAACCAUGAACAAAUUCGACUGGGACCAUCCUCUCCACCUCCAGCCGAUGAGUCCAACCACUGUGAAACAAGUGUCGGUGGCUUGGGACGCUUACACUGCCACAAAGGACGCUCACGGAAUCUGCAUUUUAACCGAGUGGGAGGAGUUUAAGACGCUUGACUAUGAGCGGAUCUUUGAGAAUAUGCAGAAACCGGCGUUUGUGUUUGAUGGUAGAAAUGUUGUUGAUGCAGAGAAGCUGAGGAAGAUAGGGUUUAUUGUUUACUCUAUUGGUAAGCCAUUGGACCAGUGGCUCAAGGACAUGCCUGCUCUUGCUUAG